GAUUUCCUAGCCAACGAAUGUAUUAACUGGGCCCCGUCUGUUCAUAACACAAGUUGACGAUGCGCAUGAAGAGCCGGGAACCAGCUUAACACGUGUGCGACGGACAUUGACAGAAUAUAUGGAGGUCAUCUGUCUUCACAGAAGAACUAAAGGUGCCGGUUACUCUCCAGUGUUACUCAGGUGUCUGUAUCAGCAGCAGCCAUGCAGACGACGGAGCCCAACAUCACAAGAGAAAUAAUCAGAUGUGCGAACUUCUCAGCCAUCAAACACAAAGAUCAGCGGCGGAAAGACCCCGAGUCAACUCCCUACAUCAACCACCCAAUAGGUGUGGCGUAUAUAUUGACAGAGGAAGCCGGAAUCACAGACCUCAGUGUCAUCCAGACGGCUCUGCUGCACGAUACAGUGGAAGACACAAGCACGACCUUUGAUGAAAUCGAGGCUGAAUUUGGAAAGGAGGUUCGAGAUCUAGUCGCCGAGUUGUCUGAUGACAAGACGCUGAUGAAAGAAGAUAGGAAACGUCUUCAAAUAGAACACGCGCCCCACGCAAGCCCCAAGGCCAAACUAGUGAAGCUAGCGGACAAGCUGUAUAACUUACGUGACCUCCAGCGUACCACACCCCGUGGAUGGUCGCAGAAGCGGUUGGAAGACUACUUCAUCUGGGCAGCUCGAGUUGUUGCGGGACUCCGUGGAACAAAUAGAACGAUGGAAGACGCUCUGGACAAUAUCUUCAAAGAGAGGAAUGUUGUCAUAUCAUAGCAGUAGCCAGGUUGGCGAAGCGUCCACAGUUGUCUCCCUUCGGUAUAUAAGGAUCAUGUGAUCAUGGCUUGUCGCCACCUUACAAUGCUCUUUGAUUUCAUCUAAGACCUGCAUAACUGGGUAUCCUUCCACUCCUUUCUUUCCUGGGACUCCCUGUGAUUUGACAGAAAUAACGUAUAAAGUGGUGUUAAACUCCACCAGCCCUCCACCUAUUCAUAUAUGAAGUUAUGAAAACAUUGUAAUUCUUGGUAUAUCGGAAAUGGGUUUGCAUUUAAAGGGAGAUGAUAUUGUUUGAUUAGCAGGCAGAGUUAUGUCCCUUGUAUAUGUCCUGGCAUCAGAAUAAUGUGAGAAUUUGAGAUGUUUAUUACAUUUAUUAUUAUGAAUUGGCUGUCAGUAAUACGGCCAAUUCGGCCAACAUCAUAUGGAAGCACGAGAGGGCCAAUACAGGCCAAUGUGGCUUUUUGCAUAAUUUCAUUCCUGAUAUAGCAAUCACGACAAGACUGUGAUCACACUUCAGUUAGAUCGUGAAUCCUGUUUUUAUGUAUGUUUUUUCUUGAUUUCCUUGACUUGUAUAAUGUAAUGUAAUGUCUGUAAAUAAUCAAGUCUGGACAUGACAAUCCAGUGAUUGACAUCGUAUCCCAAUCACGUAGAUCGAUGCCUAUGAUGUCAAUCACUGGAUUGUCUGGCCCAGAUUCGAUUAUUUACAGACUGCCAUCAUUUAGCUGGAAUAUUGCUGAGUGCGGCGUUAAACAACAAAGAAACAAAUAAACAUAGAUCAUACUCAUAAUGAAAUGUCAUGUUGUAAUCACUGAUUGAAUGAGUAAUGAGAUAUAUUCACAUUUGUAUCAUUUCUGAUGUCUGUGAUAUUGCUUAAA
Molecule: messenger RNA, 1631 nt
Organism: Haliotis rufescens (red abalone)
Lineage: Eukaryota; Metazoa; Mollusca; Gastropoda; Lepetellida; Haliotidae
Product: guanosine-3',5'-bis(diphosphate) 3'-pyrophosphohydrolase MESH1-like
Exons: 5
Coding region: 202-756 (184 amino acids)
Molecular function (GO): guanosine-3',5'-bis(diphosphate) 3'-diphosphatase activity
Source: RefSeq, a predicted model, not a curated record